Sapajus apella (tufted capuchin) is the source of this 3398-nucleotide messenger RNA. It is a transcript of the gene ADAM18, whose product is annotated as ADAM metallopeptidase domain 18. The transcript has 18 exons. Gene Ontology annotation, biological process: cell adhesion; binding of sperm to zona pellucida; proteolysis. The record is from RefSeq and is a predicted model, not a curated record. Gene Ontology annotation, molecular function: metalloendopeptidase activity. Gene Ontology annotation, cellular component: plasma membrane. Bases 300 to 2327 code for a protein of 675 amino acids. NCBI's taxonomy places the organism in Eukaryota, Metazoa, Chordata, Mammalia, Primates, Cebidae.
CUUCCCACCCGGUGAAGGAGGAUGGAGGUGGUAGAGUACUAACUGCCUUCACCAACUCCUCAGAGUCCUGAUGGAAGGAAGUCUAGCAGCAGUUCUAAAAGGGAACCGGACGGCCAUGUAGAACUGCAAUGCUUAAUUUUUUUGUUGUUGUUUUUUUUGUGUCCUAGCCAUUUUCAAUGUGCUAUUGAGUAUGUAGUGAAAUCUAUGGACUAGAAAGAGUGUGAGCACAUGCAAAAACGUUUACUGAAAAUUUUAGACGCCGUCAUGCAAUCAGGGGUAAGAACCCAUACUUGGCUGAGAUGACGGUUGAUGCAAAACAAAGAGGAAAACAAACACAUUUUCUUACAGCAGGUUCUGAAGGAAUAUUUCUGCAUGUCACAGUUCCACGCAAGAUGAUGUCAAAUGAGAGUGAAGUUGCAGAGAGGAAGAUUAUUUACAUCAUUACAAUUGAUGGACAGCUGUACACUCUACAUCUCAGAAAGAACUCAUUCUUACCCCAGAACUUUUUGGUUUUUACAUAUAGUGAAACUGGAUCUUUGCAUGCUGAGUCUCCAUAUUUUAUGAUGCAUUGCCAUUACCAAGGAUAUGCUGCCGAAUUUCCAAAUUCAUUUGUGACACUCAGUAUAUGUUCUGGUCUCAGGGGAUUUCUUCAGUUUGAAAAUAUUAGUUAUGGAAUUGAACCAUUGGAAUUUUCAGCAAGAUUUGAACAUAUAAUUUAUCAAAUGAAAAAUAAUGAUCCAAAUGUAUCAAGUUUAGCAGAAAAUUACAGCCAUAUUUGGCAGAAAGACCAGCCCUACAAAGUUCAUUUAAACUCACAGAAAAAAAAUCUUUCAAAACUAUUACCCCAAUAUCUGGAAAUACACAUUAUAGUGGAAAAAGCUUUGUAUGAUUAUAUGGGAUCUGAAAUGAUGACUGUAACACAAAAAAUUGUCCAGGUUAUUGGGCUUGUCAACACAAUGUUUACCCAGUUGAAAUUGACUGUUAUACUGUCUUCCUUGGAAUUAUGGUCAAAUGAAAACCAGAUUUCCACCAGUGGGGAUGCUGAUGCUAUAUUACAAAGAUUUUUGGCAUGGAAACGGGACUAUCUUACCCUACAGCCCCAUGACGUAGCAUACUUAUUUGUUUACAGGAAACAUCCUAAAUAUGUGGGAGCAACAUUUCCUGGCACCAUAUGCAAUAAAAGCUAUGAUGCAGGUAUUGUUAUGUAUCCAGAUGCUAUAGGUUUGGAGGGAUUUUCAGUUAUUAUAGCUCAACUGCUUGGCCUUAAUGUAGGAUUAACAUAUGAUGAUGUCACUCAGUGUUCCUGUAUGAGAGCUACAUGCAUCAUGAAUCGUGAAGCGGUGAGUGCCAGCGGUAUAAAGAUUUUUAGCAACUGCAGCAUGCACGACUAUAGAUAUUUUGUUUCAAAACUUGAAGUUAAAUGCCUUCAGAAGUUUUCAAAUUUGCAACCAUUACAUCAAAAUCAACCAGUGUGUGGUAAUGGGAUUUUGGAAUCCAAUGAAGAAUGUGACUGUGGUAAUAAAGAGGAAUGCCAGUUUAAGAAGUGCUGUGAUUAUAACACAUGUAAACUGAAGGGCUCAGUAAAAUGUGGUUCUGGACCAUGUUGCACAUCAAAGUGUGAGUUGUCAAUGGCAGGCACUCCAUGUAGAAAGAGUAUUGAUCCAGAGUGUGAUUUUACAGAGUACUGCAAUGGAACCUCUAGUAAUUGUGUCCCUGACACUUACGCAUUGAAUGGCCAUUUGUGCAAGUUGGGAACUGCGUAUUGUUAUAAUGGACAAUGUCAAACUACUGAUAACCAGUGUGCCAAGAUAUUUGGAAAAGGUGCUCAAGGUGCUCCACUUGCCUGUUUUAAAGAAGUUAAUUCUCUGAAUGAAAGAUCUGAAAACUGUGGUUUUAAAAAUUCACAACCAUUGCCUUGUGAACAGAAGGAUGUUCUCUGUGGAAAAUUAGCUUGUGUUCAGCCACAUAAAAAUACUUAUAAAAGUGACGUUCAAGCCACAGUUUAUUCAUACAUUCAAGACCAUGUAUGUGUAUCUAUAGCCACUGGGACCUCCGUGAGAUCAGAUGGAACAGACAAUGCCUAUGUGGCUGAUGGCACCAUGUGUGGACCAGAAAUGUACUGUGUAAAUAAAACCUGCAGAAAAGCUCUUUUAAUGGGAUAUAACUGUAAUGCCACUACAAAAUGCAGAGGGAAAGGGAUCUGUAAUAAUUUUGGUAAUUGUCAAUGCUUCCCUGGACAUAGACCUCCAGAUUGUAAAUUCCAGAUUGGUUCCCCAGGGGGUAGUAUUGAUGAUGGAAAGUUUCAGAAAUCUGGAGGGAGUGUGUGAGUGAAGGGGGCGAGAACUGGAGUACAUAAGCACUGGAACCAGCUGGCUGAUUCAGUGCCAGCAGGGACAAAAUCCACUCACUGGGACCUGAUGUAUUCCAACCCUUGAAGGAGAGAGAGCACAGGUAGGAGCCAGGGGGAACACUUUGAGCAUCGACAGAAGCAAACUUGGUGCGGGCCCUGCAGCAGCAUCUGGAGGGAUUCCAGUGACCCUUGAAGCUCCAGAGGGCAUGUUGCCAUGCUUCUUCAGUUCUGCCAUCUGCAGACAGCUUAGGUAUGAACAGCUAAGUGGACCCGCUGCCUUUUCAUGUGAGGUGGUUGCUCUCCACUAGCAAGGGCAAAGGGCCAAUGUGACAGCCUUUUGCAUCCACACUCAUGGCUCCUGAGCUCUUGUCUAGUGUCCAGUAAAAAUGAAGUCAUGUGAAUGAAUUGAAAUAUGGUAAAUGUAGGGGAUUUUAUUGCUGAUGAAAGUGGUUUUCAGUGGAAAGGGCAGCUGAAAAGGGGCCAAAGUGAGAUGAUAAUCUUCCCCUGAAGUCCAGCUGUCUCUGGCCAGAUUCUUCUCUAAAGUUAUGCCGUCAAGCUUCCUUCUAAAGUCAAAUCACUUCUCUUCAAUGUCUAGCCACACUCUCUGAUGUCCAGCUGCUUCUCCUCUCUGCCAGCUGAGUCUGGGGUCUUUAUAGGCACAGGAUGGUGGUGGGAUGGGGACAUGGGUGGUUUAGGAAUAGGCAACAUUCAACUGGGAAAAGUUCUCACUUUCGGCUGCAGCCUCAAGCUUUUCAGCUUGAGAGUUGGCCUUAGUUAGGGCCUACUAACUUUUCUGCCUAGAAUUUUUCUGCCCCUGUCCCUGUCAAUAUCAUAAACUACUUAUUGAUUCAGCUGUUCAUUCAUUCAUACAUUUCCUCCACAAACAUGUUAUUGGGUUUCUGGUGAGGCAACAAAAUCGAGAUUCACAUUUUAUAAAGUCCACCCAAGCAGCAAUGUGGGAAAUGGGUUUGGUUAUAUGAGUCUUAAGGAAUGCAAAUUGCUGAGAAAUCAGUAACCUUAACUUAAGGUCCCAAAGUAGACAAUAAAA